AUGGGCUUCUUCUCACGCAUCAUCACAUUCGUUGGCCUUGUCCUACUAGCCCAUGCAGGAUACUCGGCCCACGAACACACAACACUCUACAGCAACGUCGCCCUCGCCGCUAGCACAGCCAGCACUCCUACAACAGCGAGCAAUUUCUUCGCCGUUGUCCCGCUCGAUAUCACAAUAGAGACGUUGAUUGCCGUCGUUUUGGUCUCGGCUGGUCUGGUCUUGGGCGCUGAGAAACUCAAGCCGGUGACACACAGCGCAUGGGCAGGUCAGAUUGAGCGAGAAGGGGGUGCAAGGAAUCCGUAUAAGAAUUUGGAGAUUCGGUCUGGGUUUUGGGAUGUUAGGAAAAGUCGUCAAGAGUUUGCCGACUGGAUGCGUACCCAGGGUCAGGAGAAGUGA
Molecule: messenger RNA, 396 nt
Organism: Talaromyces amestolkiae
Lineage: Eukaryota; Fungi; Ascomycota; Eurotiomycetes; Eurotiales; Trichocomaceae
Exons: 3
Coding region: 1-396 (131 amino acids)
Biological process (GO): protein folding in endoplasmic reticulum
Cellular component (GO): EMC complex
Source: RefSeq, a predicted model, not a curated record